Messenger RNA from Hippopotamus amphibius kiboko, 2227 nucleotides. It is a transcript of the gene MARVELD2, whose product is annotated as MARVEL domain containing 2. Lineage: Eukaryota; Metazoa; Chordata; Mammalia; Artiodactyla; Hippopotamidae. The record is from RefSeq and is a predicted model, not a curated record. Bases 277 to 1953 code for a protein of 558 amino acids. The transcript has 7 exons. Gene Ontology annotation, biological process: bicellular tight junction assembly. Gene Ontology annotation, cellular component: cytoplasmic vesicle; bicellular tight junction; apical plasma membrane.
CCUUUCUCGGGCCCAGCAAAACUUUAAAGCCAGCUGAGCGGUGAUUCUGUUGGUGUAAAGGUGACGAAGUGGAUUCCUGUAACACUGGGCUGGGGAGAACCGAUUCCCCUCCCACCGAUAUGGCUUUCCUUGCCGAGAUUCGUGUGCCAACAGAAUGGGGUCGGGGCCCGGGAGCUUGAACAAAACAAAGACUCGCUCUGCCUCAGCCUGCAGAUUCUAAGUGGACUCUCAAUGACUCUCUGAAAGAUGCUAGAGCCCCAGGUGUGAACAUCACAAAUGUUGUCAAAUGACGGAUCCAGGAAUCGGGACAGGCACUAUGAUCAGGUCCCGAGGGACUCGGACGAUCAAGAUGGCACCGUAAGAACCUUCCAGACUCUUCAUGACAGUGAGCUGGCUGUGAGCGCUGAUCCGUUGCCACCACCCCCUCUCCCGUUACAGCCACCAUUCGGCCCAGAGUUCUACUCAAGUGACACGGAGGAACCGGCCAUAGCGCCAGAUCUCAAGCCUGUAAGGCGCUUUGUCCCUGAGUCCUGGAAGAACUUCUUCCGAGGGAAGAAAAAGGACCCAGGGUGGGAUAAGCCGGUGUCAGACAUCAGAUACAUCUCCGAUGGAGUGGAGUGCUCACCUCCAGCCUCUCCCACAAGACGAAGCCACCAUUCACCCCCCAACUCCUGCGAAGAUCCUCAGGGCGGGUCCCAAGGCAGCUGCCAUUCCCGGAAGGAGACCGAGGCAAUGUUUCCGUACGACCCCUGCGGGUCCCUAGGCCGACACACACACACAGCCCGAACCUACAGUGAGAAGGUGGAGGAGUAUCACCUGCGGUAUUCCUACAUGAAGUCGUGGGCAGGCCUGCUGCGGAUCCUGGGUGUGGUGGAGCUGCUGCUGGGGGCCGGCGUCUUCGCUUGUGUCACCGCGUACAUUCACAAGGACAGCGAGUGGUAUAACCUGUUCGGAUAUUCACAGCCCUAUGGCAUGGGAGGCGUCGGUGGCCUGGGCAGCAUGUAUGGGGGCUACUACUACAGUGGCCCCAAAACCCCUUUUGUCCUUGUGGUGGCUGGAUUGGCUUGGAUCACCACCAUUAUCAUCCUGGUGCUUGGCAUGUCCAUGUAUUAUCGGACCAUUCUCUUGGACUCAAAUUGGUGGCCCCUAACUGAAUUUGGGAUUAACGUCUCCUUGUUCAUUUUGUACAUGGCUGCAGCCAUAGUCUAUGUAAACGAUACCAACCGAGGUGGACUCUGCUACUAUCCAUUAUUCAACACACCGGUGAACGCAGUGUUCUGCCGGGUGGAAGGAGGACAGAUAGCAGCGAUGAUCUUCCUCUUUGUCACCAUGAUGGUUUACCUCAUUGGUGCUUUGGUUUGCCUAAAGUUAUGGAGGCACGAGGCAGCUCGGAGGCAUAGGGAAUGCAUGGAGCAACAGGAGAUAAGUGAGCCAUCACUGCCAUCAAAAAGGAAAAUGUGUGACAUGGCCACUGGUGGUGACAGACAGAGAGACCAAGAAGAUAAUCUUAAAGAACCGAGAGCAACAAAAAUGAAACCUGAAGUACUGAGUAGACAGAUCCCCCCGGGCCACAUCCCGAAACCAAUCGUGAUGCCGGACUACGUGGCGAAAUAUCCUGUGAUUCAGGCGGAUGAUGAACGAGAACGCUAUAAAGCUGUGUUCCAGGACCAGUUUUCUGAGUACAAAGAGCUCUCCUCAGAAGUUCACGCUGUCUUGAAGAAGUUUGAUGAGCUGGAUGCAGUGCUGAGCAGAUUGCCUCGUCGUUCAGAAAACCAGCAGGAACAUGAGAGAAUUGCAAGAAUCCAUGAAGAGUUUAAGAAAAAAAAGAAUGAUCCUACGUUUCUAGAAAAAAAAGAACGCUGUGAUUAUCUAAAGAAUAAACUUUCUCAUAUAAAGCAAAGGAUUCAAGAAUAUGAUAAAGUAAUGAACUGGGAUGUACAGGGUUAUUCUUAAAAUUUAUUUGAAACCACUUUUUUAUGUCAAGCGUCAUAUUUAUUUACUGUUUUUUUAUGCUGGUCUCUGUGACAGAGAAGCAAAUGCCUCCUGAAUCAGCUUCUAGUUGCUUUAACUGGUAUGUCAAGUUAAAACAGUAGGUGAUUGCAUUUCAGACAUUUCAAAACAAAUUCAAAUUUAGUAAGGUCCUUUACUAAGAGUGGAAGAAACUCUGGAUUCGUCUGUGUACAAUUUAUAUUUAUCUUGUUAAAAUUGAUUUAGGGAUUGUGUCCUU